ACUCAAUUUUGGGAGGCUAAAGCUGAAGUCUGCAGGAUGUUUCGCAGUGAGGAGAUGUGUCUGGUGCAGCUUUUCUUCCAGACUGAAUCUGCUCACACCUGCAUCAACGAGCUCGGCCUUCUGGGGCUUGUCCAGUUCAGAGACUUGAAUCCAGGUGCAGCGGCCUUUCAGAGAAGGUUUGUGAAGGAGGUGAGGAAAUGUGAAGAGAUGGAACGAAUCCUUCGAUUUCUUGAAGCAGAAAUCACUCGGUGCAAUAUUCCAGUCUCAGUGACAGUAGACAGUGUGGGGGUCUCCUGUCCGCGAGAGCUGCUGGAGCUAGAGUGUAAAAUUAAGAAGCUGGAGGAGGAGCUGAAAGAGAUCAACGGGAAUCAUGAUGUUUUAAAGCGAAACUUUAUUGAACUACUGGAGAUCAGAUCUCUGCUCAAGGUGUCCACAGACUUCUUUGAGGAGGCGGAGCCCCCUUCCUGUUCUGAGCUUCCGUCUGAAGAUUCUGUCUCUAUAGCAGCUUCAUCGCGCACACUUGGCCGCAGGAACAGCAGCUUCAGUACCAAUGGACCACAGAAGCUUGUGUUUAUUGCUGGAGUCAUUAAGCAGGAUCGAUUUCCCGCCUUUGAGAAAGUCCUGUGGCGUCUUUUUCACGAAAACUUUAUCCUGCGUCAUGCAGAGAUUCAAGAUACUGAGCAGCAGACAGAGGACAGAAGAAUGAAGAAAGAUGCGUUUGUUAUUUUUGUCCAGGGAGAUCAAGUGCAGGGAAAAAUUAAAAAAAUCUGCAACGGUUUUCGUGCUAAUCUGUACCCAUGUCCCAACAACUUCCAUGCACGAGAGGAGAUGAGGUUAAACGUACACACUCGAAUCGAAGACCUGCGAAUGGUUCUGAGGAGAACAGAAGAAUUUAAAGUCACAGUUUUAACCAAAGCAGCUGGCACUAUUCACCAGUGGGUCACUAAAGUGAAGAAAAUGAAAGCCAUCUAUUACACACUCAACCUGUGUAACAUAGAUAUCACCCAGAAGCUGAUAGUCGCGGAGAUCUGGUGUCCAGUUUCAGAUUUAAACUCUGUCCAGAAUGCUCUGAUCAAGGGCUCAGAGCAAAGCGGUUCCACUGUUAGUCCGGUCCUGAAUCGGAUUCAAACCCAGCAAAUUCCCCCAACCUUCAACAGGACCAAUGAGUUUACUAAAGGAUUCCAGACCAUUGUUGAUGCUUAUGGAGUUAGUAACUACCGUGAGAUCAAUCCAGCGCCCUACACUAUAAUAACCUUCCCCUUCCUGUUUGCGGUGAUGUUUGGAGAUUGUGGACACGGGAUUAUUCUGACACUGCUGGCAAUUUGGGUGAUAAAGCAGCAGGAGCAGCUGAGCCGGUGGAAGAGUGAGUUUGUGGAUGUUCUGGUGGGCGGACGCUUUAUCAUCCUGCUGAUGGGCCUGUUCUCCAUUUACACUGGCCUGAUCUAUAACGACUGUUUCUCCAAAUCCUUUAGCAUUUGUCGCUCGUCAUGGCGUGUCCGGCACAUGUUCCAGCCCGGCGGACCCUGGAGCAAUAAAACUCUGCAUGAUUUUGGUCAUCUCCAUCUGGACCCGGAGAUCCCCGGAGUUUACUCUGGCUCUCCGUAUAUUUUCGGUAUUGACCCGGUGUGGAAUAUAGCGUCAAAUAAGCUUUCCUUCUUGAAUUCAUAUAAGAUGAAGAUGUCUGUGAUUUUGGGGGUCAGUCAUAUGCUCUUUGGGAUGGCCCUCAGUUUGGUGAACUACUUGCAUUUCAGAAACUUCCAGAAUGUCCUGCUGCGGUUUGUCCCAGAGCUGGUCUUCAUGCUUUCUCUUUUCGGAUACCUGCUCUUCCUCAUCCUCUUUAAAUGGACUGUCCGGCUACGAUCAGAAACUGCUCCCAGCAUCCUCCUGAUCUUCAUUAAUAUGAUGCUCUUCAGCUACCAAACUGAUGAUAAAUUCCUCUACAGCGGACAGAAAGCGCUGCAGAUGUUUCUGGUUCUCCAGGCUCUCCUCAUGGUUCCAGUGAUGCUGCUGAUAAAGCCGCUGCUCAUUUACAGACACAGAGUUCAACUCCAGCAGCAGGCUGACGCAGGCGAUAAGAUGGGGAAUCGGACAGAUGAGGUUAGCAUGGGUGAUAUUUUUGCAUAUCAGGCCAUCCACACUAUCGAGCACUGUCUGGGCUGCAUCUCCAACACAGCCUCUUACCUGAGGCUUUGGGCCCUCAGCCUCGCGCAUGCGGAGUUGUCGGAGGUGUUAUGGAGAAUGCUACUGCGGGGGACUCUGGGGUGCCAUCCCGGUUUGGGUUCAUUGCUGCUGGCGUUGGUGUUUUCCUGCUUUGCUCUGUUGACAUUUGCUGUAUUGAUUGUCAUGGAGGGGCUUUCUGCAUUCCUGCAUGCUUUGCGCCUGCACUGGAUUGAAUUUCAGAACAAGUUUUACCAGGGAGCCGGAUUCAAGUUCACUCCGUUAUCAUUCACCAGCCUGUGAAAAACACAGCCAUGACACAUUUUUACAUUUUACAGAAAACUAAGCACAAUCGUGACUCUUCAUACAAAUAGUUACAUUUUACAGUGAAGACUGCAGGGGCUUGUGCUUAUAUUAUGAAUUUCCACCUAGUGUAUUAUUUUUAUUGUUAUUAUUAUUAAUAAUGAUAAUGUUGUUGUUGAAGCUAAGGCUUCAUACGGUUAACAAUGUAGUAGAAAUAUGCUCACUUUAAACAUUAUUUCAAAUGAAUUAAGCAGCUGUGAAGUAUUUUCUACUACACGUCUAGCUAGAAAGCAACUGUAGAAGAAUCAGUUUGAAUUGAUUCAUGUUUAUCUUGGGAAUAUGCCUCUGACUAGUGGAUCAGAUCUGAGAGGUUUUUAAAUACAACUUAAGAACAAAAUGUGCACUUUUUUGAUUAUUCUUAUUUAAAUAAAUAAUCUUUAAUUUGCCCUUAAAACGCUUAUGAGGGGGAAGGUGUCAUUUAUUCUGAUUAUCCCAAAAAUUACUUGACAAAUAAAGAAUCACCUUUUAUUAGGAAUAAAUAAUGUUUUAUUAAAUAUUGUUAACAUUUACAGAAGACAGUAGCUGUCAAUAGCAAACAUAGCACACAAAUUACAAAUGCAUUACAGUGAAAAUCUUCAUUAAGACUGUGUUAAAAACUUUACAUUUUAAAUUGUAAAUGGUGUAGAGACGUUGGCAAUGCUCACAUUCGCAUGGUUGAGGCAGAAGCUCCCUGUUGUGGACUAUUUUUUGACAGACUUCUCCAAGUGAUUAAAAAAAAUUAAAUGAAAAAUGAUGAAAUAAUAAAUAAUAUACCAUAA
Molecule: messenger RNA, 3278 nt
Organism: Pygocentrus nattereri (red-bellied piranha)
Lineage: Eukaryota; Metazoa; Chordata; Actinopteri; Characiformes; Serrasalmidae
Product: V-type proton ATPase 116 kDa subunit a1
Exons: 20
Coding region: 37-2460 (807 amino acids)
Biological process (GO): proton transmembrane transport; vacuolar acidification
Cellular component (GO): plasma membrane; vacuolar proton-transporting V-type ATPase, V0 domain; vacuolar proton-transporting V-type ATPase complex
Molecular function (GO): proton-transporting ATPase activity, rotational mechanism; ATPase binding
Source: RefSeq, a predicted model, not a curated record